UUUUAAAGUUCGGAGAUGAAUGAUAAGUCGAUAAUUAAGCAGUUUAUUCUUUCUAUGACUAAACAUGAUAGAUGUUGAAAAAAUGCUAUGAAACAAUUCGAAGAAUGAGUCAUACGUGUUGGAGAGCGUCAAACCCGUUCUGGCUACGACAGACAUUCAUUCAGACUCGUUCAAACGAAACUGGAAUAUCGGAUAAAAGAAGUUUCACGAGUUGAGAGUCACGAUUGCAGGACCGUAUCAGGCGGAACAGGUGCACUACAAGAAAGUGACCAAUCGAAACGACGAUGGGCAGCUCGUCAUACUACAGACGUCAUCGUAUACAAAGAGUACGGUGGUGAGGGGAGCGAAUACAAAGCGGUGAGGACUGUCAAGAGUCGAGACACCUCGCCCACAAAAACCAGAUGCAGAUGCGACCGGGCGGUGAACACGUGCGAACUUCUUUUUUUUUUUAUGACGGGCGCGCGAACACGCGGGUGCAAUGUUUAAAAAAUUGUCGCGGAGCGACGCUCUCGAGGACAUAUCCAAUUGGAGCACCAAUGAUGUGUUGCGGCUGCUUCGAAAGAACGGCCUAGAAGAAUGUUGCAAAGCUAUCGCGAAACGACAGAUCGAUGGGGAUGAACUGCUGCACUUGACCGAAGGGAAGCUGUCGUUGUGGAAGAGUGACCUCACGCGUCCGUUGAUAUGGAGCCUCUGGGCAUUCGUAGAGGAAGUGAGGAAAACACCGGAGAAAUUCGUGGAGGAGAAGAUCGUGAAGUUUCAAACGCACGAAGAACCCUUAAGCGACACUGGCUCGUGGGGGACUGAUUUCGAAGAUGAAGUAAACGAAGAGCAUCCGUCCGUAUCCGAAACUCGACUGAAUCCCGGAUACAAACACAAAACGCCUGAGAACAACGUGAACUUCAUGCAACAGAAUGUAUUACCGGAAGAGGACGAAGGAACUUACGCCAAUUGCGGGCCUAUACAGAAUGACGAGAAUACUUAUAUGAAUUGUCAAGAAUCGAAAAGUGUUCCACCAAAAAAUGUGUCCAGAUUACAUGGCCAGAGCGAAAAGUCGUUGGCUGAACAGCUUAAAGAACAAUUGAAAUUUCGUAAUACGAACAAACCGAUGACUAGGCCGAAACCGGAGGCAUUACAAGCGAAGAACGUCGAUGAUUCGUCUUCGAAUCGUUCUCAACCGCAGAAAUCAUUUCUCUAUAAAGUCAGAUCGAAUGCAUCCAAUCAGAUCCAAAAGAGAAUGACGAUACCCCCACCACCCGAGCCAAAAAAGAACAAAGAUCUGGUAAUUAUUGACAAGCCGAACAAGGAACAAAUGAAACCUCCGACAACACUCAGAAGUCUCGACUUGGUAGCCAAUUUACCAACAAAAACGGAGGAAAGUGAAGACGAAUACGAGCCGUUCGAUGAACAGUUGAUUGAACAAAAUCAGAAGAGGAAUAUAUUACGAGCGGACAGUAAACAGUCGUUGACCAGCGGUCAUCAGAGUUCCGUCGAGAGCGUUUAUCAGCCGCCAAGUAUUACGAGUUACGAGGAGGAAGAGGAACCCUACGAGAUUUACGAGUCAAUAACGGAAGUGCCAGAUAAUGAUGGGUACUAUUUAAGUCCCAUUCAAAGGCCGAUUAAUAAAUCGACGCCUCCACCACUACCAGCGAAGCUUCCACAGUCGUCCACUACCCCCUCCCCGGUUCUGAAUCGAACAGAUUUGGAAAAGUCAAAGGAGCGAUCUCCUGAUAAAAAAUCAGCGACUCUACCCCAUUCGAACAGUAAUACCUCUUUGGUAUCGGAAAGAGCUACGAGACCGUUACCACCGCCGCCUGAGAGGCAAUCCUACAAUGAUAAACCUUGGUUCCACAAUAUUACGAGGGAACAAGCAACGGCUCUUAUUAAAGAACAAAGUACUUACGGUAAUCCCCAAGACGGAUAUUUUCUUCUGAGGCCGUCUACGACGAAUGUGAAUAAUCCACUGGCCUUGGUUCUCUGGUUCAACGAUAAAGUGUACAAUGUUCCAGUCAGGAAGCGGCCUGACAACAGGUACGCGUUGGGUUCGGCAAAAGUGAACGAACAAUCGUUCUCGAGCGUCGAAGAGAUCGUCGCGUUUUACAUGAAAGAGGAACUGGUGCUUCACAGCGGAGGCAUGGAAAUGGGAAGCACGAGAUUAACGGACACACCGCCAAAAUAAACUUUUCGAAGUUCUCACAAACCAGCUUGCACUAUGCAAACACUGCCUGACACAGAAUUUCGAAAAAGAUCGGAGCUGAAGGGACGGCGUGCAGUCAAUUGCACAGAACGAAGUGCCUUUUGUACUCGUGAUAAGUCCAAAAUCGACUUUAUAUAUUUUUUAUAAGACUCCAAUGCAUUUAUACAAAUUAUAAUAAGCGCAAGUGUGAAGUAUUUAUUCUAAAAAAGAAAAAGACAGAAGGAAGACGGAUCUCUCGCGCCAGUGCGUGUAUAUUUCUAUAGAACGUUUACGAGUGUAAUUUUAAUUAAUAUUGAAUCUGCGAAUUUGAAUGUAAGAAUGCACACAUUGAUUUCUGAUCAGGGAAGGAACAGUCGUGUUUUUAAUUUACUUCUUUCGUAUGUUCGAUUCAUAGGUUUUCUUAAGAUAACACAUAAUGUACAUUAUGCGUAUGUAAAUAAGACACUUAUAUUUAGAAUAGACCUAACUACAGCCAACAAUAUUUUAUAUCGCGAUCUAUUUCAUUUAUUAUGAUUUUAUAGUUACAUAAGUAUUUCCUAUCGUGAUUGCAUACGAAUAAAAAUAUUAAUUUCUAAUGCGAGUGUUAAAAAUUGAAUGAAGUGCUGAAAUAAAAAAUAAGUUGUACAGAUAAAAGUAUGAAUCCAGAUCACUAAUUUUUGGUCAUCAUCAGAAGUUAAGGAAAAGGAAAGUGUAAGUGCCAUACUUGAGGAAAAUAUAAGUGACCUUACGCACGACAUACGAACAUUCUAUUUUCGAUUGUAUAAAUUUGUAAUAAGUUGUAACAAGAAUAAAUAGUUACUUAAAAAAGGGA
Ceratina calcarata is the source of this 3005-nucleotide messenger RNA. Its product is annotated as lymphocyte cytosolic protein 2. NCBI's taxonomy places the organism in Eukaryota, Metazoa, Arthropoda, Insecta, Hymenoptera, Apidae. The transcript has 9 exons. Gene Ontology annotation, biological process: cell surface receptor protein tyrosine kinase signaling pathway; intracellular signal transduction. The record is from RefSeq and is a predicted model, not a curated record. Bases 479 to 2176 code for a protein of 565 amino acids. Gene Ontology annotation, molecular function: protein binding.